Molecule: messenger RNA, 4240 nt
Organism: Aethina tumida (small hive beetle)
Lineage: Eukaryota; Metazoa; Arthropoda; Insecta; Coleoptera; Nitidulidae
Product: chaoptin
Exons: 6
Coding region: 214-3975 (1253 amino acids)
Molecular function (GO): protein binding
Source: RefSeq, a predicted model, not a curated record
UAUAAUAUUCAUAUUUUUCAAUUUAUUCAGAAUUAUAACCUGUGGAUAAUGCACAAUCACUUUGUUAAGAAUAUUCCACUAUAGACAAUAACUAUUAUCUAAGAAUACUGCCACCUAGUGGAAAUGCAUCAUAACCUUUAGUUUGUUAUUAAACAAUCAAUGGUUUACAACGCAAUUCUACCUGUAUGCUUCAAUUUUUCUUCUUAAGAUACAAUGCUUCUAGUAUGGACAACAUUAAUAGUCCAGCUUAUGCACAGUUACGGUCUCCAAACAAGUGGUUGCGGUUUCAACUCUAUGUGUACGUGUUCUCCAGACCAAAAUGACCUUAGUGCCAGAACUAUUCACAGCGUCAGUUGCCUGUCAGUGCCAUUUUACAAGUUCCCAAAUUUGCCCGAAGGCAGCAUCAGCCAACUCGAAGUGGUGGGAUCGAAGUCGACUUGCCUGGAGGAUCAAACUUUGGCCGGUUGCCAAGUGCAAGCUCUCGUUCUGACCAAUAACCACUUGCAACACGUGGCGGAUCGCGCUUUCAGUUCGCUGUGGAAAAGCCUCACCUCGCUGGAUCUGAGCUAUAAUCAACUAGACAGCGUUCCUUUCGUCGCUCUCAAAGAGCUGAGGAGCUUGCAGUGGAUUAAUUUGCACGGAAAUAAAAUAUCAUCGAUACUGGGCGAAUGGUCCCACAUGAAAAACACCGUUGCCACAUUAUUCCUCGGCGAGAAUGACAUCACCGAAAUCCCGGCCGAGACGUCCGAACACAUCUCAAAAAAUCUUCACGGUCUGCGAACGUUCAAGUCCCUCAUUUGGCUCAACCUGGACGGAAACAGAAUAUAUAAAAUCCAUAAGCACUCCCUGCCGCUGACUCUCCAGACCGCCAGCAUCUCCCAUAACAUGAUUGAAAACUUCCCGCUCGAGAUCGUUGCGUCCCUGCCUCAUUUGCAAUGGCUGUAUUUACGAGGUAAUCACAUAAAAACGAUACCUGAACACACGUUCACGAGGAAAUUGUGGCUGGAGAAAAUCGAUCUCGGCGAAAAUUACCUAAAAACUCUGCCGAGGAAUCCGUUUAACGGGUCGGUCUACAUAAGGGACUUAAAUUUGGCCUUCAACGACUUUAGAUCGCUCACACCCGAUAGUUUUGGCGGCCUGCAAUGUGGAAGAAUCAUUUUGUCGUAUAACAUGUUGGAGACGUUGGACGUCAACACCUUCUCGAGGAUCGAGGAGUCGCUGGAGUACCUCGAUUUUGACCACAACAACUUCCAAAACGUUCCGCAGGCGAUUAGUCAGUUGAAAUCGUUAAAAUAUCUAUAUUUAUCAUCGAAUUUGCUGAGCGAAAUACCGGACAGAGCGUUCGAGAAUUUUUGUCCAAGUUUAAAAGCACUUAGUUUAAGCGGAAACCAUUUAACAAAAGUUCCCGCUCAGGCCUUGGUGAAUUGUUCCAAGAUCGCCCAUUUUAAUAUAGCUUUUAACGAAAUCUACGAGAUCGACCAGAGUGACUUUACGAACUGGGGUUCUAACAUAAAAAGCCUUGUCUUAGGUAACAACCGCAUUACCACGUUGAAAAGUCAGAUAUUCGCCGAUUUGCGGGAACUAAAAGAACUGAGCUUGAGUUUUAACCCUUUGAGAGCCAUCGAUACCGACGCAUUUGUCGGACUGGAAGGUCUGGAAAGCUUGGAAAUGUCGUUCGGCGUCGAUCGCGAAGACUUGCCCUAUUAUAUUUUCAAACCGUUAACAAACCUAAAGUGGCUCUCCAUCGACCACAACAACUUUCACACUAUUACGGAAGGAUCACUUGACUCGUUAACGGAACUGAAAUAUUUGAAUUUGGAAUCCAAUAAGCUAACGACCAUACCUGUAAAUCUUUUCAAGCCGAUUCGCCACUCCAAAUUAAAGGACGUCCGAUUUUCGAACAACGAAUUGACCGGAAUUCCUUCGGACACGUUUCGAUCUUUAAUCAGUUUAGAGACCAUUUUACUUACCGGAAACAAAAUAAAACACAUCCAGACGGAUGCUUUUAGUGACCUACAGAAUCUUAACAAAUUAAUCAUCUCGAAUAAUCUUAUAAGUCGUAUAAGUUCGGGGGCUUUUUCAAAUUUACCCUCAUUAUCCAAAUUAGAUUUGCAAAAUAAUUUACUGUCCGAAAUUUCUUUCGGAUAUUUCACAAACAUCUCCAAUCCUCUUAAACUAAAUUUAAGCCGAAAUCAGAUUUCCUCGUGUAAUUCAGACUCUAAAGUUUUAAACGUUGAAAUACUAGACUUAAGAUACAACAAUCUGCCGCGAGUCCCCAUCUGUUUAGAGCACACAGCUUUAUUAAAGAAAUUGUAUUUGGAUUUUAAUAUUAUUUCUACCCUUGAACACAACGGUUUCAUGCAUUUAACUUCGCUGGAGUAUCUGUCUCUGCAACAAAACAAUAUUAUGAUAGUUAGUAGGAAGGCCUUUUUUGGCCUACAAAAUUUACAAUACUUAGAUUUAUCCAAAAAUAUUUUGCAACAAUUACAUACGAAUCAAUUCGCCAACAUGCCAAAGUUAAGAAUUAUAAACCUGAGUGGAAACAGACUUACUUACCUCCCCAAAGACAUAUUCAGAAACACCCUGUUGGAGAUGUUAGAUAUAAGUGAGAAUUCAUUUUCCGUAGUCCCCAGCGUAAGUCUGUCAGACGUAGGUUUAACACUAAGGCAUUUAUCUAUGCGUGCAAACAACAUAGAACACAUCGACAUAACAACGUUUCCGGACAUGCCGUUUUUGCAACUGCUAGAUUUAAACAGCAACAAACUUACGAUCCUGCCAGACAACGUAUUCACGAGCCUCAGUCAACUGCAACACCUCGACUUAGGUUCUAAUCCCCUGCGUGCCAAUUUCAAGGAGCUGUUCCACUACGCCCAAAGUUUGAAACAUCUCAACUUGGCGGACUCGGGCAUUACUUCCACCCCCCAUCUUCCGCUGCCAAAUCUCGUGCACCUCAACCUAUCGCACAAUCACAUCGAAUCAAUUAAUAAGAACUCCGUGCAGGAAUUGUCGAAGCUCAAGACCCUGGAUCUGAGCCACAACGACGUGAUGACGAUUCCCUCCUAUUUGUGGAUCCAUCUGCCUAAUUUGAAGACUUUGGACGUCUCGUUUAAUCCCAUCAAGGAGAUCGUUUCGGAUAGUUUUUACGGCCUGCAAAACUUACAAGUGUUGAACAUACAGGGUCUACGUUAUUUACAUAAGUUUGAAAGUAUGGCACUAACGCAGCUCAAAAUAUUAUCGACCCUCUACAUGCAAACUUGGCCAAAAAUUGAGCACUUCUCCGACCAGUUCUGUAACUUACUUUCGAAUGCGGACCAGUUAAGGAUACUGAAAAUACACUUCAUGGAAACCAAAUUGGAUGAGCAACUGUUGUGUGUUACGAACAGGAAAUUGAGGCACUUAGAAAUUACGGGAAGGAAUUUAAAAACGGUGGAUAGGGACGCAUUCGCCAGAUUUAACAGGAAUCCGGAUCUGGUGGUGAAAAUCCAUAACACCAACAUCGAAGAACUACCACCGGGAUUGUUUUCCAAUAUGUAUAAAAUAUCUUAUCUUACAAUCGACUUAAGAAACAACUUGUUGACUUAUUUAAGUCCUGAAAUUUUUUACGGAAACUCCACAACAUGGAAAAAUGUAGGAACCACAUUGAUAUCAGGAGGCCUGACCAUAUCUGAGAACCCCUUUAGAUGUGGCUGCCACCUGGCGUGGCUGGGACAUUGGCUCAGAAGAUGGACUCGCGAAAUUUUGCAAACUCACAACGCCCCAGUGGAGACUGCCAUUAGGAUGCACGAGAUGGUGAACGAGGCUACGUGCACAGAUAGUGCCACCGGUGCCAGAAUUCCAAUUGUGAAGUUACCACCUGAAGACAUGAGUUGCCAUGCCAGUGCAUUGAGCAGAGCGCCAAAUCCAAAUAAAACACCUGUGAUGUUCGUUUUAAUGCUAUUCAUUGUUAAUUUUGUUAAUAGGUACGUUUAUAUAUAGACUAAUGUAAACUAACUCUUCCAGAUGUGUUUUUUUUUAGUUUUUUUAUUGUUUAAUCUAGUAUAAUGGUUAAAUUUUAUAUGUAAAUUAUGUACAUAAUAAUAUAAAUUAAACAUAUCAUGCCCGUUAGAUGUAGGAGUUUGGUUUUUUAUUUAAUGAUUGCUCAAGAGAUGUCAAUCAAAUAUGCACAUGAGUUGUUUCUAACCAAUUAAAUAAUGAAAUAGUGUUUUGUAAUGGUCAUAAAAUAAAUAUAUAACUUGUUAUA